UGCGACACAACCAAAACACCGGAAAUAAGCGUGAGUGCGGAAGUGUUGAUGACCCUGUGCAAUGUCUCCAAACUAGGAAGUUAAAGCAGAUUAAAAUGGUUUUUGUAGAAGUCAAAUAAGCAGGGAAAUUUACGGAGUUAACAGCUGCAACCUCGGGUUGUAUUAGUUUAUUUAAACUUUGCAGUACGGAACUUUCCCUGUGUUAGAUUCUUCGGGCUCUCGGCCCAGUCGUGCUCUGACAGGUGAGCCAUGCCCCCCAGCAGCACGUAAGGAUGGAGAACCUGCGCUCUCGGCUGAAGCUGGGGAGCAAAGCAAAGGAUGUGAAGCUGAGGAAACGGAGGUCCCUACUUUACUCCAAGGAGGAUGGGAGACUUUUAAACCACGGUCUACUGAAGGUGGUUGUCUUCACUGUGGUGUUCAGGCUGGUUAACUGUGUCCUGGUUCAGACCAGCUUUGUCCCUGAUGAGUACUGGCAGUCCUUGGAGGUGGCCCAUCGGACGGUCUUUAAAUAUGGGUAUCUGACCUGGGAGUGGAAAGCAGGAAUCAGAGGAUUCACAUUUCCAUUGUUCUUUGCCUUCCUGUACAAAAUACUACACCUUCUAAACUACGACACAGUCCAUCUCCUGAUUUGGCUGCCUCGAGUAGCUCAAGCUCUCCUGGCUGCGUUCGCUGAUGUGAAAUUCUACCUGCUCAUCCGAACAUUGGAAACUGAGGACGUCUCAAGAUGGACGUUCUUUUGCCACCUGUGCUCCUGGUUCUCCUGGUUCUGCUGCACCAGGACUCUGACGAACACCGCUGAGACCACCCUCACCUGUUUGGCUCUGUUUUACUUCCCUCUGCCGGGGUCCAAAACUUACAGCAGUAAAAAGUACUUGUCUCUGGUGGCCUUGGCUGUGCUUGUGCGCCCGACGGCCCUGAUUGUCUGGUUUCCUCUGCUGAUGUGCCAUUUCUGGCAGGAAGAGAACAAACUGAGACUCAUCACUCGUCGCUACAUUCCUAUAGGGAUUUUGGCGGUUCUGAUUUCAGCACUGAUCGACUGUCUGUUCUACGAAAAGUGGACUUUGGUGCAGCUCAACUUCAUAAAGUUCAACAUCCUGCACGGUGUGGCAGAUUUCUACGGCUCCCACCCCUGGCACUGGUACUUCAGCCAGGGCUUCGCCGUCGUCAUCGGCCCCCAUCUUCCUUUCUUUCUACAUGGAUGCAGCCUCGCCUUCAGGAAAUACAGAAUCCUGCUGGCCACAGUUCUGUGGACUAUUGUUGUUUACAGUUUCCUUCCUCACAAGGAGUUCAGGUUCAUCUACCCUGUACUGCCGUUCUGCAUGAUCUUCUGUGGAAUAUCUUUGGCUCAUCUCAAAGCGUGGCGGCGACCAGCUGCAGCCCUCCUCCUGGUAUCCAACCUGGUUCUGGCUCUGUAUACGGGUCUGAUACACCAGCGAGGCACUCUGGAUGUCAUGAGCCACCUUCAGAGGCUUUGUGAGGUCAGCAGCGACUCCGCCCGCCCGCAGUCCGAUGUCUUCUUCCUCAUGCCCUGUCACUCAACGCCCUUCUACAGCCACGUCCACUGUCCUCUGAAGAUGAGGAUCCUGGAGUGUCCUCCAGACCUCGGAGAGGACGGCUAUGCUGAAGAAGCUGCACAGUUUUACAGCAAUCCUCUCCUCUGGCUCCGGACUGCCUUUCCAUACAAAUCCUCUCUGCCAACACAUUUGGUUUUGUUUGACGUUUUGGAAAAGGAAAUUUCCACAUUCCUGCAAGUGAAUAACUUCACGAGGACAGCAGAGAUAUUUCACACUCACGUUCCCGAGGGAAGAGUUGGAGGAAGCAUCUUUAUUUAUGAAAGGCACUGAAAGAACCCCCAGCAGAAACACCAAGGAAAAUGUAACAAUUUUCUACUGCAAUAAAUAUUUUAAACUCCAA
Molecule: messenger RNA, 1914 nt
Organism: Xiphophorus hellerii (green swordtail)
Lineage: Eukaryota; Metazoa; Chordata; Actinopteri; Cyprinodontiformes; Poeciliidae
Gene: pigb
Product: phosphatidylinositol glycan anchor biosynthesis, class B
Exons: 12
Coding region: 273-1844 (523 amino acids)
Biological process (GO): GPI anchor biosynthetic process
Cellular component (GO): endoplasmic reticulum membrane
Molecular function (GO): alpha-1,2-mannosyltransferase activity
Source: RefSeq, a predicted model, not a curated record